Molecule: messenger RNA, 1816 nt
Organism: Xenopus tropicalis (tropical clawed frog)
Lineage: Eukaryota; Metazoa; Chordata; Amphibia; Anura; Pipidae
Gene: ccne2
Product: cyclin E2
Cellular component (GO): nucleus
Source: RefSeq, marked provisional
UGCUUGCUGGUGGAAGUUUCCUCACUUUGGAAUAAUGUCAAGAAGAAGUGGCCGUCUACAAGCAAGACAUGAAACCUCUGACACCGGGAACGAUUGCCAGCUUGCAGUUGCAACAAAGAAACGUAAAUCUGAGGAAACUAGCACAACAUUUGAAUGCCACCAGGAUGCAAAACGGCACAACUAUGAGAUCCAGGGCUGCUGGUCAGAGAUCACUACAGGAACAGUGACACCUUGUAUUCUGAUAGAAACCCCACACAAAGAAAUGUCGAUCUCCACUGACAUAUCGCAGUUCUCACGAUACAGGUUCAAGAAUCUCUUCAUUAGCAGAUCCCCUCUGCCAGAGCUAAGCUGGGGCAAUUCAAAAGAUGUGUGGAUGAAGAUGAUAAGCAAAGAGUCAAGAUAUGUGCACUCAAGUCGCCUUCUACAAAAUCAUCCCACGCUGAACCCAGACAUGAGGUCUAUUUUGCUGGAUUGGCUCAUAGAGGUAUCCGAAGUCUACACGCUACAUAGAGAAACCUUUUAUCUGGCUCAGGAUUUCUUUGAUAGAUUUAUGCUGACCCAAACAUGUGUGAACAAAAGUAUGCUUCAGCUUAUAGGAGUUACAGCACUAUUUAUUGCUUCCAAAUUAGAGGAGAUCUACCCGCCAAAACUUCAUGAGUUUGCAUACGUCACCGAUGGUGCAUGCAGUGAAGAUGAUAUUCUUCAAAUGGAGCUCAUAAUGCUAAAGGCUUUGAAGUGGGAACUGUAUCCUGUAACUGCCAUAGCAUGGCUGAACCUAUACCUACAAGUAUCCUCUCUUAAAGAUCAUCCAAAACUGCUGCUACCUCAGUAUUCUCAGGAGCAGUUUAUCCAUGUUGUUCAGCUUCUAGACCUAUGUAUUCUACACCAUACCUCGCUUGACUUCCAGUACAGGAUUUUGGCAGCUGCUGCUUUAUACCACUUUACCUCGACAGAAGUAGUUACCAAAGCCACAGGUCUUGAUAUGGAAAGUAUUGGUGAAUGUGUUCAUUGGAUGGCUCCUUUUGCGAGAGUUGUAAAGAGAAGCUCCCCAUUUAAGCUUAAAGUCUUUAAGAAGGUCGCACCAGAAGAUAUGCACAAUAUCCAGACCCACGCCAAUUACCUUGAUAUGCUGGAUGAUGUGAAGGUUCCAGAUAGUGAUUUGGGUGAGUCUCCUGUGGCCAUUGGGGGUAUCCUCACACCUCCCAAGAGUACAGAAAAAACUUUCUGAACGAUGCAGCUGAAAGCUAGUGGUGCACCUCUCUCCCUGCAUUUGAGGAUGCAGCCGAGUACUGGAAAUGCAGGAAGCCUUAGACUGGGACACACUCUGCCUGGAUCUUACCCGUAUUUUAACUCCUGUUUUAGAAGUGACUUGUACAGUAGCUUCAAGUUUGCUAACUAAUUUAUUGCCAUGAGAUUUUCCCCUUGAUGGAGAACAUACACUGCCUGUCUGAGGACAGCCAAACCUUUUUACUAAGGUUACUGUUAAGAAAACAUGACUAUCAAAUAUCCCCCAUAAAACUGCUGUAGCACUGAUUACUGCAGUUACUCUUUCUUAAUCUGUUCAUAAAUUGAAUUAAGCGCCUUGUUCUGUAUGACUGUCCUAUCGGCAUCAAUUCUGCUAUGAGGCUACAACUCCCUGCAUUCCUGGACAGCUAAAAAGAUGAUGCUGGGUCUUGUAGCUCACCAACCAGAAGAUUAUAUUUGAUAUUACAAUUUCCCCUACUUUCUGCUUCUAUAAAAAGAGCAAAUUUGGUUUUGUGGCUAGAGCCUCUUAAAGAGGAACUGUGCAAAUCUAUUAAACAAUGUUAAUACAAAA